AAUUCAUGCUAAUAAGUUGAUUGACCGAUACUAUUCUUUUUCGUAUUUGAUUUGAAGUUUGAAGAAUCAACUUCAUACAGUAUUCAUACUAUACACGUCGCAAACUAUUAUUUUUGCAACUACAGCCUAAUCCCUAAUCGACAUUGACGAUGCAGUGGUACCUGCUUUCCUUAUGCCUCGUACUUGUCCUGCCACCAGCGUACUCUAAUUCUCUCAGCGGUACGGUGGAAUUAAACGAUUAUACCUUUGAUAAGAUCCUCAAAAAGUUUGAUGCUACACUGGUGAAGUUUGAUGUGGCGUUCCCCUAUGGCGACAAGCACGACGCUUACACCGCACUGGCAAAAGACGCGAAGGAAGAGGACGAUUUGCUGAUCGCCGAAGUGGGAGUGAAGGAUUACGGAGAUAAGGAUAACGAAGCGUUGGCGAAGAAGUACGGCGCUACGAAGGACAACUUCCCGGUAGUAAAGCUGUUUUUAAAAGGGAAGAAGGAGCCGAUCACUUUCAACCCGGAUAAAGAGUUUACCAGCGAUGAGCUUCGUCGUUUUGUGCGGGAACACACCGGGGUGCACCUAAGCCUGCCGGGCUGCGUGCGGAGCCUUGAUAAGCUGGCUGUUAAGUUCAUGAAGGCUGACAAGGAAGACAGGAAGAAGGUUCUCAAAGAUGGUGAAGAUACCUUCAAAAAAUUGCCUAGCAAGCAAGCUAACUCUGGAAAAAUUUACAAGACAAUCAUGGAGAAGAUCAUUGAGAAAGGUGACGGGUUUGUCAAGACUGAACACGAACGAAUCACCAAGCUGCUCAACGGCAAACUCUCGGAAGAGAAAAAGAAGGAGAUGGGGCAGAGAAUCAACAUUCUUCAGACUUUCCAGUUGCAUGAGACCGAAGCAAAAAAAGAAGAGCUGUGAUUUAAAUAAUUUUCAACUUACACUUAAAUUCCUACUAUUAUAAAUUAUUCCCUCUUUAUAUAAAUAAGAUAUGGAGUAACAAGAACAAUCUAGUAUUCCUACAGGGUGUCAUUUAAAAUAAUUUUAUGUGUGUCUUUUGCACUACUGAGACAUUCCAAAUUCAAAGUAAUAUAUUUCACAAUUAUAUUUAUAUAAUUUUAUAUCCUAUAUCAACUAGGCAACUUGAAACUACUAAAAUCCAUCAAUGGGUAACACAGCUGAUCUUACAAGCUAGCAUCAGUCAAAAACUACCAUCAUCUUAAGACAGACAUGCAGUGUCACAAGACUUGUGAUAUGACUGUUGUGCUAGCCUUAUGGGAGGACUUUUUAAAAUGGGCCAGUGGCAACUAGCAUAAGAUAGGAAUAAAUUAAUAUAGCACAAACUUGCAUUAUACAUUUUGACUGAUUGGGCCUCUUAAACACUAAUUAAUAAUUUAGGGUCUUAAAAUUCUACAAAAAUCACACCAGUGUGUCAGAUUUAAUCAACUUCAGAAGUUUGAUAUUUAUUUUAAAAUAUAACUCUUUCGUUAUGUUGUUUUGUUAGUGUUAGGUACUUGGUAAUCCGGCAUCUGAAACUUUCACCUGUCGGAUCGUUAGAACUGCUUGAUUAUUGGAUUUAUAUGGUAAAUAAAAGAUUUAUAUAGAAAAUAUAUUCUACAUAUCAAAUGCAACAACAUCCGGCAUUAGCCUGCGUAAAGUGCCGAUUAUAGAGCUUGACACCUGAGUCGCUUAUUUGCCUGAAUAGUAUUUAAGUAUGUUAUUGUUUGCUCAGAGAAGAGCUAAAACAGCCCUAACUCCUAUAUGACUCAUCAUUAGAGCUAAAUACUCGGCUUCAUAUGUGACGUUUGACGGGGAAAGGUAUAUGCGGUGCGCGACGCAAGCGCCAACCGCCAUAAGGUACGUUUACUCGUGGAACGUCACAUAUUUAAUUCAUGUAUCACAUUGUAUGAUUACCAGAAUAUGAGCAUUGGAUUAAAACAUACACGUGUUUUGUAACGUGGAAAUGCUUACCUCGUUUUUACGGUUCGCCGCUCAUAAAACCUGGCCAUUGUUUAGUAUCCAGUCAGUCGAGUUUCGCAAUAGGCCGAAUUGAACUAUUAUUGCUCGGCAUUGUACUUAUUUGUGUACUUGCUUAUGCAUAAUUUUAAUUUUGCACAAUGUGUGAUAAAUGUGUUAAAUACAUUAGUGUGUAAUAUUU
Messenger RNA from Cydia strobilella, 2139 nucleotides. RefSeq names its product endoplasmic reticulum resident protein 29 (gene wbl). Gene Ontology annotation, cellular component: endoplasmic reticulum; endoplasmic reticulum lumen. Gene Ontology annotation, biological process: protein secretion. The transcript is spliced from 2 exons. The record is from RefSeq and is a predicted model, not a curated record. Bases 150 to 902 code for a protein of 250 amino acids. NCBI's taxonomy places the organism in Eukaryota, Metazoa, Arthropoda, Insecta, Lepidoptera, Tortricidae.